AUGUUCUAGGAGUGAGUGAUUGACUUUAUCAGUCCAAGGACAUCAUCCGCCUGGAAAGGGGGGGAAGUUUGAUCCUCUUUCUCACGGAUCGCAGUCAACGGGAGUUUUUUUUCCUCCCAACUCUGUACGCAUAGGAUUUUUCCCCGCUCUGGCUUGGUGUUUUUUUAUUUUAGGAUUUUUUGCGCAAAACGUGGUAAAUCUCGGCGCGGUGUCUGCAGCGUGCGCGCUCCGCGAAACUGGAUUUUAAUUUUCUUUUCUGUUUCCUUCCCGUCUCCUAAGUUUACUUCAAUCUCAUGACUAUGCUUCUUGAUAGCGGUCCGCAGUUUGCAUCGCUAGGAGUGGGGGGUUUCGGGACACCGCGGCACCACGACUUAGGGAACAGAGACCCGGGUCUGGGGCUGAAUCCCUUCGCCGAUUCCUCCCACUCUGCAGCUUUCAAAAUCAGCCCCGUGGCUCAUGAUAUCGCCUCCAGUCAGACUUCAGCUUUCACCCCGCAAGCCACUGGAUAUGCAGCUGCCCUGGGACACUCACACGGCGGGCAGGUGGGCUCGUACGGCGGGGGAGCGUUCAAUACAACACGGGACUUGCUCUUUCGGAACCGGGGCAUGGGAGAGUCCACAGGACCCAGCGCCCAGCAUGGGAUCUUUGCAGCUUCGGCCGGGAGCCUCCACGGGCCGCCUGGGAUCACCGAUAACCCCGGACAUCUGUUGUUUCCAGGACUUCACGACCAGGGGGUGAGCCACGCUUCACCGAGCGGACAUGUGGUUAACAGCCAAAUGCAUCUUGGCUUGCGCGGGGACAUUUUCGGAAGACCUGAUCCGUACCGUCCGGUCGCGAGCCCUCGGACGGACCCCUACGGAGCUCCGCUGCACAACUACGGCCACCCUAUCAACAUGAACAUGGGGAUGAAUGUGCCCACACACCACGGUCCGGGGGCCUUCUUUAGAUACAUGAGGCAACCUAUUAAACAAGAAUUAUCCUGCAAAUGGAUAGACGAGAACCAGAUGAACAGACCCAAAAAGACUUGCGACAGGACUUUCAGCACCAUGCAUGAGAUGGUCACUCAUGUGUCAAUGGAGCACGUCGGCGGCCCCGAGCAGAGCAACCACAUCUGCUUCUGGGAGGACUGUCCGAGAGAAGGGAAAUCUUUUAAGGCCAAGUACAAACUCGUCAACCACAUCCGAGUGCACACGGGCGAGAAACCUUUCCCAUGCCCGUUCCCCGGAUGUGGGAAAAUAUUCGCCAGGUCGGAGAAUUUGAAAAUCCACAAAAGAACACAUACAGGUGAGAAGCCGUUUAAGUGUGAAUUUGAUGGCUGUGACAGACGCUUCGCCAACAGCAGCGACAGGAAAAAGCACAUGCACGUGCACACAUCAGACAAGCCAUACAUCUGCAAAGUGUGCGACAAGUCCUACACGCACCCCAGCUCUCUCAGGAAACACAUGAAGGUACAUGAGUCUCAAGGAUCUGAAUCGUCUCCAGCAGCAAGCUCUGGAUACGAGUCGUCCACACCGCCUGUGCUGGUCUCAGCCAGCACUGAAGACCCGACAAAAACACCGCCGUUAGCCGUUCAAAACACGUCUGGCCACAGCGAAGGACUGGCACCCAACUUUAACGAAUGGUACGUUUGAAGUCAGCAGAAGAACAAACCCCUCUCUCGAUGUGGACCAAGAGGUUGUGGAUAAAAAACCUUAAAAAACUAUUCCUGUUCACUUCACCCACACACAGACAGACACAGACAUAAACCACACACUGUCUCACACACACAUACACAAAUGGGAUUGGGACACCAACAACAACAGGAGAUGAGAGCAAACGCCAGCACCACGCAGGCCACGUCCGUUCUCAGGAUCACGAAAUUUGACUUUUAUUGCGCAGUUUUGAGGAAAAAAAACAACAAAUAAAUCACAAAUAAAUAAACGUAAUACUUUCUCAGUAUAAAUAAAUGUUUUUUAUCUUUUAGUUUACAGAAAAAAAAUGUUUUAUUUUUCAUUUUAUGUAUUUUCUCAAAUUUUUAUUUAAAAAAAGAAUAAAAAAGGAAGAUUAUUUCACGCUGUUUUAUAUGACGGUGACGCGCUAUUGUCGCCUCUUCAAUUGAUUGUUGGAACUUCAAACAGUCUUAAGAAACGUGCCAAAGUCUUUGUCAUGAACUUGAACACAGAAAAAAAAAUCCUAAAUAAAUAUUAUACUCGUGAAUGUAUUUCCUUGUUUGAUGGGGUCGAAUCUAUUGUCAACGUCCGUUUUCAGGUGGAGAAAUGUGGUAUUAGGUUACGAUUGUUACCGUUGAAUAUAACGUUGCCUUUUGUUAAUACCGUUGUAAAUACAUAUCCAUGAUGCCAUAUUUAUCAAUUUGUAAUUUAAUUAUGGGUAUAAGUUCUGAAACUUAAAUGAUAUUUAUGGAAAUGUUUUCUAACAAGAAACUGUACAGUUUUGGUCAUAACCAGCUUAACAUGGAACAAAUGAGAAACUCUAAAGCUCCAACAUCGCGAUUGUAUCCUUCUGUUUUUAUUUUUCCUUUUAACCAAUAGGCCUACAUGUGUCUUAUUUGGAUCGAAGAAAUCAUCUAUAUGAAUAUUAUGGAUUUGUCUAUAUAUAAUGCAGAUAUUUCCGUCACUUUUAUUUUCUUUAUGAGACCAUUGACAUGUAAAUCAUUGACUUUGUAGAACUGAGUUCAGUUGAGCUGAGAAGCUAUAAAACGGUUCUGUUGAUAUCUUUAUUUUUGGUUAAAUUUAAACUUUUUGUGUAUUUUACUUUGAUAGAAUCAGAAAUAGAUGUCAAUUCGUAGCAUAAACUCAGUAUUGGAAAAAAGAAGAAGAGGAAGACGAAGAAGAAGAAACCCAUCAGCCUAUUGCACUCUUAUACAGGUCUUAGACGAGUGUGUGGAGUUCAUGAUUUCCAAAUCAAGGUGACAGCAUUUUGAUUCUCUCCAAUCCGGGUCCAGCACCCAAAUAUAUGCGCCAGUAUGGCUCUCUUUAUAGUUCCAGCAAUGUCUUUGUGCAAGUAUGUUUAAAUGUGUGCAUCGGCAACAAUGGAACUGUCUCAACACAGUAUCUUCAAAAAUAAAAAAAGUUUUUUGUCUGUCA
This is a messenger RNA of Notolabrus celidotus (New Zealand spotty), 3083 nucleotides long. RefSeq names its product zic family member 3 heterotaxy 1 (odd-paired homolog, Drosophila) (gene zic3). The transcript is spliced from 3 exons. Gene Ontology annotation, molecular function: RNA polymerase II cis-regulatory region sequence-specific DNA binding; DNA-binding transcription factor activity, RNA polymerase II-specific. The coding region runs from base 294 to 1631 and encodes 445 amino acids. The record is from RefSeq and is a predicted model, not a curated record. Gene Ontology annotation, cellular component: nucleus. Gene Ontology annotation, biological process: central nervous system development; regulation of transcription by RNA polymerase II. Lineage: Eukaryota; Metazoa; Chordata; Actinopteri; Labriformes; Labridae.